This is a messenger RNA of Lethenteron reissneri (Far Eastern brook lamprey), 5264 nucleotides long. RefSeq names its product vesicle-associated membrane protein 2-like. Gene Ontology annotation, biological process: vesicle-mediated transport. NCBI's taxonomy places the organism in Eukaryota, Metazoa, Chordata, Hyperoartia, Petromyzontiformes, Petromyzontidae. The record is from RefSeq and is a predicted model, not a curated record. Gene Ontology annotation, cellular component: membrane.
UGCUUGUCCUGUAGGUCCACACCCGAGGCCGGAGCCCCUGGCGGUGCUGGCGGACCCCCGGGGGGGCCGCCCCCCAACCUCACCAGCAACCGGCGACUUCAGCAGACCCAGGCGCAAGUGGACGAGGUGGUGGACAUCAUGCGAGUGAACGUGGACAAGGUUCUGGAGCGCGAUCAGAAGCUCUCGGAACUGGACGAUCGCGCCGACGCGCUGCAGCAGGGAGCCUCGCAGUUCGAGAGCAGCGCCGCGAAGCUGAAGCGCAAGUACUGGUGGAAAAACUGCAAGAUGAUGAUCAUUCUGGGCGUGAUCUGCGCUCUGGUCGUUCUCGUCAUCAUACUUUAUUUCUGUCUGUGAUGGUCAGAGCCCAACUGAUAAAAGCAGCGCAAGCUAAAUGAGAUCUCUUCCAUAAAAUAACCACCUUGUUCCCUCCCCUUCCUCGCCCCCUGUCCCCCUUCCGCUCUCCACCCGGUACCUCCCCAGCUUUCUCUUCUUGGGCUUGUGAAUGUGAUGACCCCUAACCCACCUCCCGGUUCCCAGCGCCCCCCUCUCUGUAAUGUACCCAAAGCAGUAUUGUAGUGUUGAAACACAAUAAGCUCCCAGAAAAGAAAAAAAAACCUCUCUAAUGUUAGGAAGUGAUCACUGUUCAUACCUCUGCAAACCAGCAAGGAUGUGCAAAGUCGAUCUGGCAGUAAAGGCGUAUACUUUAUGAAUAGACGCACUGCAUUUAGAAAUUAUUUAUGACCUUUUGUGAUCCUGUCCCACUCACAGUGCUGGCUGCCCGAGAGAAUGUGUUUACUCUUAGACUUUAACUGGCUGCCUGCAAACGUAACUCUUUGUGUAUUUUAAAGGUUUGGAAUCAAUAAAAAAAAACUAUGAUAUUCAUCAUGUAGAGGACAAACACAAGUAAUGUAUAUUGACACGGUUAGACAUUUUUUUUCACAAUUAAUAUAUAUAGCCACCGCUCCUGAAAAUCGAAUGGCCGAGUGAUUAUUUUCGACUGGUAAUCGCGAUUUGAUUCCUUGGGCAUCAUAUUCUCCCGGAUGUUAAUUUACUGCAAACACGGUACGGUUUUUUUUCUUCUUCUUUUUUUCGGGAUCAAACUACAUUCCCUGAUGCAUGCUUUUAUUCAAGACGGCAGUAAUUCCCACCUCUCGGUUGUGAUAUGUACGCAAACAAAACAAGAAAAAAAGAGAGAGUCUUCAGUAAAUUCUUGCCCAGAUUGUGGGGUUUUUUUUGGGGGGGGAGGUGGGGGGGGGGACACACCUAUUUGAGAAUUUGAGCGACGAGAGAGGCCGCGUGGACUGUGUGUGGCAUUGGCGCUGGAAGGGGCUUUAAGGCAUCCGUCGUCUGGGGCAGCGCGCACUGCGGCUGUUGCUGCCGCUGCUACGUUCGAGAACGUCCACGCAGAGGCACUCACGCAGGCUCCUCCUCUACGUCGCUCGCCGUCAUAGCCCUUGAGCGGGCAAAUUUUGAACCGUUUUGAAGAUUAAAAAAAAAAUCCUCCGCACGCUUUUCCAAAUACGUAAGUCGGAAACAACAAUUCUGUCUAAAGUAAUAUUCGCUGAUCGGCGAAGAGCAGACCGUCAGCAGACGUGCAGAUGUGACCCUCCACAUACCCCUGAAAACGACACAAUUGUGCAAUUGGUCUCACCUGGAUACGGUAUACUGCAAACAGACUCGGUGUCCAUAUUGUAACGUGCAACGUAAGUAGCUGUUGUGUUGUCUGUGCCGUGGGGUGUUCUCUCCUUGUGCCACGGUGCACGCGGCGACGUCGCGAAGGGCUCUGGGAUGAACACGCUGAGCUGUGCACGCUGCCCGUGGUUUCAAAAUUGUGAGUUAAUUGAUUUUAAAAUUAAAUUGCAAUGUGUUUCUGACGUCUAGAUGAGUUCUAAAGAGCAAUAUACUGUGAGCAUGUAAUCGAGGUGACACUAGUCCCUUGGUGGAAAACAGAUUCAAGUUGGCCGUAUUUCCCACCGUUUUGCUGGUUUGUCCCGGAUGGCUGAACACCGCUCAGACUACAACAAUCUGGCCAAGACGUUGAUGUGCAUGCCAUGUCCAUCACUGCUGUUUUGAAUAAAGGUCAAACGAACGUGUGUGCUUUUUUGUUAACGGUUGACUGCAAAGUUUCGUUUCGCCUACAGUGCUGUUCGUAUCGAAAGUAUGUGUUUGACUAUCAGAUAUUAUAUUGCAUAUCGCUUGAAACCCUGUUGGCUGUUAGGGGGGGGGGGGGGGGGCAUGUACGUCUGUGAGAAAUUUGUAGCUCAGAGAAAAAAAAAAACACUCCAUCGUGAUACAAAUGGUGUCUGUGUAAUCACUCAUGUUUUACCACUGCAGGACAACACUUUAUUCAGCUGUGCUUUAUGUGCAGAAGCGGGGAAAGAGAAGUUACUCGUUACGUAGAAAUGCAGAGGUUCGCAGCAAACAAUAUAUAGAGAGAGAUGUACCGUUGUGUGGUUUAUUUUAAGAACCAUAUUUAUGUCUCUUGUAGUACUGUAUAAAGAAUAACACGAAAAAAAUCAUGCCAUUUGCUCACGCGAUAAACAAACACGCUCACAACAAAUGACUGCAUUUCAUCCUUCGUUCAAUUUGUGGACGCCAGUUACUGCAAUGCCGAAUAGUCAUUCUGCAAUACCCUGCAGAUAUUAGGGGGGUGGUGGUGGUUCGGUAUUUGUGGAGAGCUGCGCUGCCCCCCUCAAAUCUGCCUCCCAUUCGCUGCCCCUCGCCUGCCCUGCCACCUCAUGGCCGCGGAGCGUUGUCUGCCUCGAACCGCCGCGUGCGACCGUCCGCCGCAUCGUCCACGCGAUCACGAUGCCGGUCACAAAGUAAAAAAAAACGAACGCGAGAGGAAGCCGCCUGCAUCGCCGCCGCCCAUUCAUUGCCGGCUUGCCGCCUCGUUGCGCAUCGUCGAAAUUGUGUUUCUCUCCCUCCCUCUUGACACGCGCGCCGCGUUCCGAAAGAUGCGGUCCACAUCUCUGAAGCUGACGCGCCUUCCGUGGCGCGUACAUUUGCACCUCGGAUCGGGCAAAGCAUUUCGAAUGCCCUCGUUAGGUCUCAAUUCGUUGUUAUUGUCGUAGUAGCAGUGAUGAUAAUAACAACGAUGCAUUACGCAGAGGCCUGCCAUAGAGCAGAGGACUAAAGAGGUUGCGAUUGUGAAGUAAUGUCAGGGAGAGCGAUCGAGUGAUUCUUUUCCAAGACUGCUGCUGCUCAUUUUCUCCGGGGGAGUGCGACAUUGCUCCCCCUCCUCCCCCUCCUCCCCCCUUCAGAUGCAGUUUUCUCUGUGACGUAUGUAACUGUCCAUAACAUAGGGGGUUUUUGGAUUAGGUCGCGUAGUAAGGUUUAUCACGUAAACAGAACGUGUCAAUUCGUCGCUAGAACAGCACACCGGUGUGUUGGAGAGCAAAUCCACAACAUUUACAAUCUGAGUUUGACGUUUCGCCAGUAAAUUACAACUAGCUUCAUCAGGCGGACAGCCAGAUUCGUUGAGCGAUCCUCCUGUUUGGCUGUCGGGUGGUGGCGGGUUUAACGACACAUUUAUAUAUUUACGCGAUCUAACCCAAAAAAACUAUUACAGAUGAUAUUGGUGGCGAAAGCCUACGUGUAUGUAACUGUAAUGAAAUAUGGCAUGUGAUGUGAGACGUGUGUGUGUGUGUAUUAUUGUCCAGUGUUGGAUUCGCCCUUGACCGUCUCUUUCUGAGCAUUGUGACACGGCUUCAGGGGCUGGUGGUUAGCCACAACGGGGCCACUGAGCUGGUUUGCAUGUAAAUGCGACGGGAUUGACCAAAGCGCACCGUUUGUUAUGAAGUGAAUGCUAAACAGCCAGUGUCCCACCUCCAAAUCGUGCAUAAUUAUCAUCAACUUAAUGACGAACAAUGGUACCUGCCCGCAACGUGGCCACUGUUUUAAAGAUAUUGAGAUCCCUAAGGCGAUACGAUAUGAGCCUCAACUGGAGGGCUCACUCUCGAUUAUAAGGACAGGUCAUCGCUUCCUGAGCACAUUAUUUUCCCUCCCAACAAAAAUUCACCGCUCGUGGACAUGGGCCACCUUGCUUGGAGCGCGCACCGCAGCAGGUGGGGGGUGGGGGGGGCAUCGUCCCCUGGGGCGUGCGGCUUCCAAUUCACGACGACCGGUAGCCGUGUCGCAGCCAGCCGAUGUCGCUGCGAAUGACCCUGCGCGCACGGGCACUGGCGUGCCAAAUGUAAUCGCACGACGGCCGAGAGCCCGAACCGUUUCCGCGGCUUCUUCUCGUCGCGCCCCGGUGGUCGUGCGCGUCCAGACGUUGAGUUUCCUGCGGUAUAAUCUGUUCACGGGGGGGGGAGGUGUUGCUUAGCUGCGCACACUCCAAUUAGAUUUGGAACAGUCGACACCUUGGGUGAUUGGCGGCGGCGGCUCCGGCGUUGCAGUUCUGUAAGAGUUUCGAGAGAGGGAGAGAGGGAGGAAGGGAGGCCCUCUGAGUGAGCGUUGUGUAUCGGUCAUGAUCCCUUUCCUCGAGUCGCCCCCCUCCCCCCCCAGAAGAGAUAGGCAGCCGUGAGCUUCCCUCCAAUCGGAAUGAUUACAACGGAGGCGAAUGUGUUUCCCCCCUUCAUGAUGCAUGGUUGUGGUGAGAUAAUUUCGAGGUUUUUUUGGUUUGUGUUAAAAUGAGCCCAUAACCCAUACCUAAAUGGCUAAAUGUACUCAUAGCUGAAUGUGUUAUUUGCUUCAUGCUGUGUAUCUAUGGAGGCGAUGUUAUCGGUUGAUCGGCAGGCCUAGAGGAGACGGGGGGGGGGAGAUUGCCACUGCCAGGCGGUGACACGUCGCGCUCCGGCCUCAGAGAGACACCCCAGGGGUGGACGCGAGGGUUUGAUGCGGCAGGAGGCCGACGAUGUCCCGACUGCCAUCAACAGCCUUGCACGCGGGGACGGUGACGAAUACGUCGAUGGCAUCGUGAAGCAAUUCAAACGUGCAUUGUAUUUAUAAAAAAAACAACAACAACAACAACAACUACUUGUUGCUCUAUAGCAAUGGCUUGUCAUGAUGUUUAAUAAAUGUGUUCUCGUCGCAGUGGUGUGCGUCUUGCUACCGAUGGCAAGGAAAGGUUUUGCAUCUUUACGACAUCCCCAGGCGCACAGUUUCUGCCCGAGUGAUUGUGUCAGUCGCGUCGGGUGUGUGUCUUGGGAUGCUUUUGGUCAACCCAUGUCACGCAUUUACUUAUUUCCUGUCUUUGUGUUGCUGCUGCUGCUGCUGCCAUCAUGAAAAGUGCUUGCUCAGUAAAACCUCCUCGUCCUGUG